This is a messenger RNA of Necator americanus (New World hookworm), 528 nucleotides long. RefSeq lists its product as uncharacterized. Bases 1 to 528 code for a protein of 175 amino acids. NCBI's taxonomy places the organism in Eukaryota, Metazoa, Nematoda, Chromadorea, Rhabditida, Ancylostomatidae. The record is from RefSeq and is a predicted model, not a curated record. The transcript has 5 exons. Gene Ontology annotation, molecular function: lipid binding.
AUGAUACGUCAAAUCGCUCUCAUUGUUUUGUUGUUCACUCAAUCUUUGCUCGCUGCUGGAUUCAAAUAUGACGAUAUUCCGGCUGAAUAUAGAGAACUAAUGCCUCCGGGAGUAAGAUUCUUUCUGCAGAACCUUUCUGAAGCUGAUAAGACUGCUUUGAAGGAAGUUUUCAAGGCUGGACCUUAUAUUGAUAUUAAGUCAAUUGCUGCGCUCAAAAUGAAGUCACCGGUACUUGGAGCGAAAGCCGAGAUGCUUCACGCAGUUAUAAAAAGCAAAAUUGCGGCCCUCGGACCUGAGGCGAAAGCUUUCGCAAGGAAGUCCAUCGGAAUUGCACGCGGCAUUAAAGCGCGGUACUACACUGGCAAUAAGCCAACCCUGGAUGAUCUCAAAGCAAGCGUGAGGGAGAUUUUGAUCUCGUACAAAUCUUUGUCCGAUGCUGCUAAAGCCGACUUUGGGAGCCAGUUUCCGUUUCUUGCCAACAUUUACAGAAGCAACAAGACGGCAAAAUUCGCUGGUUUUCAAAACUAG